UCUCUCUCUCUCUCUCUCUCUCCUCGUAUUUUAUGUCCCUAUUAAUACCCCUUCUAUUUGCCACUCUUGCUUAAUUGAACUAAUCUCUUUUUCUCUCUUCUUUAUUUCAUGACCCUAUUACUAUCCCUUCUAUUUGUCACUGUUGCUUGAUUGAACUAAUCUCUCUCUCUCUUCUUGUAUUUCAUGCCCCUAUUAAUACCCCUUAUAUUUGUCACUUUUGCUUGAUUGAACUAAUCUCUCUCUCUUCAUAUUAUCUUUCUCUCUCUUUCUUCAUAUUAUCUUUUUUUCUCUCUCUCAGUUAAGACAGGAGGCUAGAAAGAGUGGUUAUAGUGAAGGAGGCUAUGAGUAUCUUGAGCAUGGUGGAGGCAAAGCUGCCUCCGGGAUUCCGAUUUCAUCCGAGGGACGACGAGCUGAUUUGCGAAUACUUGAGCCGGCGAGCCUCCGCGGCCGCCGACGGUGCAGAAUUCUAUGGCUUUCCGGCUAUGGUCGACGUCGACCUCAACAGGUGUGAGCCAUGGGACCUGCCUGAGACAGCCUGUGUAAGGGGGAAGGAGUGGUACUUCUUCAGUCUCAAGGACAAGAAGUAUUCCACUGGGCAACGAACGAAUAGAGCAACAGCUUCAGGCUACUGGAAGGCAACGGGGAAGGAUCGACAGGUUAUACGUAAGGGAGAGCUUGUUGGCUUGAGAAAGACCUUGGUGUUCUACCAUGGGAGAGCUCCCAAGGGGAAGAAGACACAGUGGGUGAUGCACGAGUUCAGAAUGGUAUCGUCCAGAGCUUCUGAUUCUCCCAACUUCUCCUUCAAGGAGGAUUGGGUUCUCUGCAGAGUCUUUUAUAAGAGGAGACCUCUCUGUCCAAGAAUAAGCUCUGAGACUUGCGAGGAAGAAGAGACUGGUUCCUCUUCUCUUCCACCUCUGACAGAAUCUCAUAUUACAAGUUGUAAUCUUGUUCCUCUCAAUAACCUUGAGGGACUUGAGCAGGUGCCCUGCUUCUCCAGCUUUUCUACAAGCCAAGAAAGUCCUGGUCUUCUCUCUUCUUCAUCCUUCAACAGUACUGUUUCUUGUGAUGCGAAAGACUUGAAGGCAAUGCUGAGCCAACUCAGUAAGAUUGAAGAGAACCAACAGAUUAAUGAAAGCUGCUUUUCUGAAAGUGAAAUUCGCACAUUGUGGAAUCCAUUUGCUAGUUUUUUGAUGUAAUUUUAUGAAAAUAUGUGCGUUGGAAGGGAGCUUUGUGAUGGAGUGGAGAUUGUGAACUUAUAUGUCAUUGUCUGAGUGUAUAGUAUGUUUUGUAGUAAAUUGAAGGUUGUUUUUAGUAGAUAUUAAGCAUUUAGGAGUUUGAUGUAUAUAGAGUUAUGAGAUUGGGAUGUGUGUAAGAGAUAUGAAAAGUGUUGGUUGGUGCUUUUUGAAUCACUAUAGGAAAAAUUGAUA
Messenger RNA from Dendrobium catenatum, 1427 nucleotides. Its product is annotated as NAC domain-containing protein 21/22-like. Gene Ontology annotation, biological process: regulation of DNA-templated transcription. The record is from RefSeq and is a predicted model, not a curated record. Bases 342 to 1196 code for a protein of 284 amino acids. Gene Ontology annotation, molecular function: DNA binding. The transcript has 3 exons. NCBI's taxonomy places the organism in Eukaryota, Viridiplantae, Streptophyta, Magnoliopsida, Asparagales, Orchidaceae.